Messenger RNA from Saccostrea cuccullata (small rock oyster), 491 nucleotides. RefSeq names its product histone-lysine N-methyltransferase SETD1B-like. The transcript has 2 exons. The annotation marks the transcript as partial. Lineage: Eukaryota; Metazoa; Mollusca; Bivalvia; Ostreida; Ostreidae. The record is from RefSeq and is a predicted model, not a curated record.
UUUCAAUGAUAAAGUCUAUCAAUAAUGAUGAAUGAACCAGCUGGAGCGAGGCGACCAGCCAGGGCCAGAAGGCUAAGAAGACAAGUACCAGCCGCGGCAGGUUCAGCUGAUCAGGCAGCUCAGCAGGACGCUUUAGAAGCUGAACAGGCGGCUCAGCAGGACGCUUCAGAUACCUUACAGCCGCAGCUAGUAGCAGCUGUAACGGAGCAAGUCCUAAAGGCAAUCCGCGAACAGUCGGCUGGUGGUCAAUCUGGGGAGGAAAGAGGACGUGAACGCCAAAGAAGCUCGAGAGGAAGGAAACGUAGAAGACGGUCCUCUUCAGGUAGCAUGUUAGACUCUAGUUCAGAUCGAGAUAAGUCGGAUAAUGACUCAGAGGACAGCUCAUCCAGUGAGGAGAGUGAUUCAGAUGAUGAGCAACAGCUCUUAUCAACUCCAAUUUCUUCUCAAGUCGAUAGUAAACUCAAAAACAAACUAGAUGCUGUCAUGAGACA